ACCUUUUUUUUUCACCUGAUCAAAAGCACCAGCCUUGUUUGUCCCCUUUCUCCAUCCCUGGUUGCAGAAAUCUCUGAAAAAUCUUCAAUCCAAACUCUAAUUCCACGACCAACCUCACCCAAUCGAUUUUUGUCAUCGAUCUGAUCGCAAGGAGCCCAGAUUCGUCGAAAACGGCCGGCUAUCGCCGGGUUUCCGACGCGUUCUUGAAUUAGAGGCAAUGUUCUUAGGCAUUGCCCUAAUUGUCAAGGUUUGCAGGGUUUCGAUGCCACGCGAAGCUUAACUUGAAAGAAUCCAGGGAUUUUUUGGGCUCGAGCGGAAUUUUCAACUUUUAGGGUUUCCAUCGAGCGGGUUUAGCUGUUUUGGAGCUCCGAACUUGAUUACACGAGCACGCAUUCAUGAAAUCAAAGGAACGUUGUUUGCGAGCUCGCUGUUCUUCAUGUUCAAGAAGAAAUCGAGGUUGAGAUGGACGACUUUCGUGCUCGGGAUCAGUUCGGAUUUCGUUGUGGAGUUUUGACGUUAGAGGAUUUGAAUUGCUUUCCGUUGUGAAGGAGAGAGAGAGAAGGAUACGUAGCGGACUGUCAGUAUUCGUCAGUUGGGGUUUUGGGCAGAGAUUGUAACUGGAAGGAUUGUUUCCAUCCUUUUUCUCGUGAUCAUGGAAUAAAUGAAGAAGCUGGUUGUUCGUCUUUUAGCACAGAACUUGCUGCGGGGACUUUUAUGGGGCAGCUUCGAACGUGUUCUCGUAACUACCUGGCCCGCCUGUUGCAUUCUUCCAAUGGGUAUUGGUGUAUACGAGGGCAGUCUCUGAUUCUGCUGCAUGAAUGGCGGAUCUGCCAAGGAGUGGUCCCGUCGAGAGGGAUGUCGAGCAGGCCAUCACUGCCCUUAAGAAAGGGGCAUAUCUACUAAAAUAUGGGCGCAGAGGGAAGCCUAAAUUUUGCCCAUUUAGGCUCUCUAAUGAUGAGUCUUUGCUGCUAUGGUACUCUGGCAAAGAUGAAAAACAACUUAAACUAAGUCAUGUAUCAAGAAUUAUACCUGGACAGCGUACUGCAAUAUUUCAGCGGUAUCCACGGCCUGAGAAGGAAUACCAAUCAUUUUCUCUUAUAUACAGUGACAGGUCUUUGGAUCUGAUUUGCAAGGAUAAGGAUGAAGCAGAGGUCUGGUUCGUUGGUCUGAGGGCAUUGAUUUCACGUGGUAACUUCUCAAAGUGGAGAACUGAAUUAAAGAGUGAUAGAGCUUCCUCUGAUGCAAAUAGUCCAAGUACAGGCGCUUGUGGAAACUCCCAAUUGAGCUCUCCACCUGGAAGUAGUGAUAACUUUCACAAGGACCCUGGAGAUGCCCAACAGAUUCAUGUUCCAUAUGAGAGUCCACAAAAUGGUCUGGCGAAGGCAUUUGCUGACGUGAUAUUAUAUACCGGAGCUCCCAAAGGCUCUAUUCAGUCAGAUUCAGUUGGUAGUUCUCUCAACUCAUUCUCAUCUGGAGGUGCAGAUAACUUGAAUGGCCGGGGAUCUACAGCUGACACUUUUCGAGUUAGUCUUUCUAGCGCAGUGAGCUCAUCAAGCCAGGGAUCGGGUCAUGAAGAUUUUGACACAUUAGGAGAUGUUUACUUAUGGGGAGAAGGAACGGGCGAUGGGGUGCUUGGUGGUGGUGCACAUGGGGUUGGAAGUUUGUCUACUGCCAAAUUGGAUGCGCUUCUGCCAAAGGCACUGGAAUCAGCAGUCGUGCUUGAUGCCCAUAGCAUUGCUUGUGGGAGCAGGCAUGCUGCAUUAGUCACCAAACAAGGGGAACUUUUUAGUUGGGGAGAGGAGUCAGGAGGCAGGCUUGGACAUGGAGUAAAAGCUGAUGUUUCUCACCCUAAGCUUGUUGAUGCUCUCAGUGGCAUGAAUAUUGAACUUGUAGCAUGUGGUGAGUAUCAUACAUGUGCUGUUACGCUGUCUGGGGAACUUUAUACAUGGGGUGAUGGUAAUCGCAAUUCUGAUCUUCUUGGGCACGGUAGUGAAGUUAGCCAUUGGAUUCCUAAAAAGGUGACUGGUCAAAUAGAAGGAAUACAUGUCUCGUCAAUUUCAUGUGGACCUUGGCAUACAGCUCUUGUAACAUCUGCUGGUCAAUUGUUUACAUUUGGUGAUGGAACUUUUGGUAAUCUUGGCCAUGGAGAUCGUAGAAGCAUAAACAUUCCAAGAGAAGUGGAAUCUCUGAAAGGAUUACGUACAGUACGAGCAGCUUGUGGUGUUUGGCACACUGCUGCAGUUAUUGAAGUUAUGGCCGGGUCUUCUAGUGCUAGUGACCUUCCAUCUGGAAAGCUGUUCACCUGGGGUGACGGGGACAAAGGCCGACUUGGACAUGGUGAUAAUGAACCUAGACUUGUACCAGCAUGUGUAGCUGGGUUGGUCGAGUCAAGCUUUCGUCAAGUGGCCUGCGGGAAUGACAUUACAAUUGCUCUUACAACCUCCGGACGAGUACAUGCAAUGGGGAGUACUGUCUAUGGACAGCUUGGGAAUCCUGAAGCCAGUGGAAAGGUUCCCACUUGUAUCGAAGGCAAAAUUCGCGAUAGUUUUGUAGAAGAGAUUGCAUGUGGUUCCUAUCAUGUUGCAGUUUUAACUUCAAAAACUGAAGUUUACACGUGGGGCAAGGGGGCAAAUGGGCGAUUGGGUCAUGGUGACAAUGAUGACAGAAACACUCCAACCCUUGUUGAAGCUCUUAAGGAUAAACAAGUUAAGAGUAUUGUGUGUGGUUCAAGCUUCACUGCUGCAAUCUGUCUUCAUAAAUGGGUGUCCAGUGCUGAUCAAUCCUUUUGCUCUGGCUGCCAUCACCCAUUUGGUUUUAGAAGGAAGCGUCAUAACUGUUAUAAUUGUGGGCUAGUCUUUUGCAAAGCCUGCAGCAACAGAAAGUCUGUAAAAGCUUCUUUGGCUCCAAAUAUUAACAAGCCUUAUCGGGUAUGUGAUGAUUGUUAUACUAAACUUAAGAAGGUUAUAGAAGCUGGACUGACCAGUCGACUUGCAAAGAACCGAAAUGGAAGUACAACUCAGGGUUCCAGUGAGGUGGGAGAAAAAGAAACUGUAGAUUCUAAGUUGCAUGGACAACUCUCCAGGCUCUCUUCUGUUGAAUCCUUCAAGCAGGCUGAAGGCAGAUAUUUGAAGCAGAACAGGAAAUCAGAACCAAGUAAAAGCCAUGCUUCUACUGCAUUCACUGGAAUUUCUCAAUGUGGAAGCUUUUACUCAUCAAGAUCUUCGAAUUUCAUAGUUGGGACUUCGAGGAAAAUAUUUUCUGCUUCUGUUCCUGGUUCAAGAAUGGCUUCUCGAGCAACAUCUCCUGUCUCGAGAAGGCCCAGUCCACCUCGUUCAAUAACCCCAACACCAACUCUAGCUGUCCUUGCAUCUGCCACAGUCAUUGCCAAUGAUUCAAAGCAGAUGAAUGACAAGCUAACCCAAGAGGUUAUUAAAUUGAGGGUGCAGGUGGAGGAUCUUACCCACAAAUCCCAACUCCUUGAAGCUGAGUUGGACAGAACAUCACGGAAAUUGAAAGAGACCACUGCAGUUGCAGGGGAGGAAAGUGCAAAAUCCAAGGCUGCAAAGGAAGUAAUAAAGUCUCUUACAGCACAGUUAAAGGACAUGGCAGAAAGGGUACCUGAAGGGGCUGUUACUGGCAACAAAUCAGGUUCAAUUGCAUCACAUGCCUACAAUAUUCUAAGCCUAACUUUGAGCGACAACCAUCAAAGUGACCAGACAGGUUCUCUUGAAUCCGAGUUCAAUGGCCACUUAAGUAAUCCGCUUUCCUGCAAUGGAACAAAGACACCAACAGAAGAAGCAGAGUGGGUGGAACAGGAUGAACCAGGCGUGUACAUAACUCUAUCAUACUUGCCCAGAGGUGGGAAGGAACUCAAACGAGUUCGCUUCAGUCGGAAGCGGUUUGGCGAGAAACAAGCAGAGAAGUGGUGGGCUGAUAAUAGAGUGAGAGUGUUUGAGAAGUACAAUAUCAAGACAGCAGAAAAAUCUACCACAGAGCCUCUGUCAACAUCAAAUGAAAUGGAUGGCCAGAUUGACUGACAUUACCAGAAUAUAUGACCUCCUGCUCAACCGGAGAAAUGUAAAUUUUCUUUCUGGUCAUCUGGUGGAGUUGCCACCAAAAGAUCGGUGAAUUGGAAAGUGGCAGAUCAGGAAGAAAAAAGGAAAAAUACAGAUGCGCCUUUAGCGUAAUGGACCAUGCUCUUGCGAACAUGCAAUCUUGGGUUUGAGCCCAGCUCAGCAGCUGAGAAAAAGAUCUGCCACCUUCCAAGCUUGUUCUUCUCUUAAAGCCAUCCUUUUAACCCAGGCUUCUCUUCUGAGUUCUCACCUGUUGUUUCUCAUAUUUUCCUCUUUUCCAUUGAUUGUAAUAGCAUUAGUUACUUUGAAGGAAAUCCAAAGAAAAUUUUGUUCAA
Molecule: messenger RNA, 4408 nt
Organism: Magnolia sinica
Lineage: Eukaryota; Viridiplantae; Streptophyta; Magnoliopsida; Magnoliales; Magnoliaceae
Product: PH, RCC1 and FYVE domains-containing protein 1-like
Exons: 9
Coding region: 819-4037 (1072 amino acids)
Molecular function (GO): metal ion binding
Source: RefSeq, a predicted model, not a curated record